CGCAUUCGCGAUUAUUACUUGGCUCAUUCUUAUGCCAAUGCACUUUUUUAAUGUCAGAAUAAGGAUAAGAAUAUACUGAUUUACGAUUCCUUCUUCUCUCAUCAUUCUCGACAUUCUCCAAGUCCGUUCUCCUCCAAGGCGUCAAAUUUCACGUCGUUCAACUUUUAAAUAUUUGCAUAACAAUAUGCAUCUGUCGUGAUACAAUGCGAUGGGGUCAUUUACUUACUUUAUUCUGAGAUUAAUCGCACAUCGGGAGAAUUUCGGCGAUGGUUUUUGAACAGGAGGAUUCGCGGCGGUAAAGACGGUUGGUCGACGGUCCGUGAGAUGGCGACGUACUGACCGGCGCCGGGCGUCGUACCGGCGGCAGUCUCGGGGACGACGCCGUCGCCGCCACGUGGGGAGUGAAUUUGAAUCGGCCGCCACCGGCUCGGCUUUGCUGUUCCACCGUGUCGGCGCGAUCGUUUGCAUCAUCGCUCGUUCCGCGCGGAACGUCAGUUUCGCGCGCGAGUACCGCAUCAGACAAAGAAGCGGAACUCCGAUAAAAAGACUGUCUUAAAGCGGCAUUAACCAGCGGCGAUCUCGAAGAGUGACUCGUGGAGAGCCUCUCCUGGCUGGAGCUGGGGGAGGGGUGCGCGGUGCGCGAAGAGAGAACGGAAACGUCAACUCGAAGCCACAAGGAAGAAAGGGAGAAUCAUCCUCGCGAAGAAUCACCCUCGGACCAUCGACGGAAGCGUCUAUAAUAAUCGCCGGGAAGCUCGCGUUGAUCAAAGAUCAUCAUUCUUCGUCUCUAAUCGAAUAUCACGGAGGAAGCAUCAAGGGAAGGGAGGGGUUCCGGAAGGAUCUUCAGAAAGAAAAAUUGUCACACAAAAAGAGAUCCUCGGUGGGCGUGGCGAGGCGGUCGUAGGCGGGCCUCGAUCGCCGCUGUCAGCGUGGUACCGGCGUCAUCGCGGUCACGUGACGCUACCUGACGCGAUCUGACGCGGCUGUCAUCGUUCGCCGCUCGAAACGAGUAACAGUUACGUCCACGUGACGACGCCGGCGUCAAUCCGGGACAGCCGCCGGAAGCGAGGCGAGCGCGAUCGGCGCGGCGAGGAUAUCCGCGGGAAAACGGAGUGGUGGUUACGCCUGAUCGUGCGAGCGUCGGCUCCCUUCCUCUCUCUCUCUCGCUGAUCGGUUAUGUGAAGCCAGUGUCGCGUCGACACGCGCUCCGAGCAGCGGCUAGCGGCGCGGCGACGAGCAUCACCACGAGGCGUCGAGGCGGCGGCGGUGGCGACGGCGACGAGGACGACGACGAGAACGGAGGAAGCGCGCCGGAGGAGGAGAGAGCAGCCGACACGGGCAGGGGAGGGAGAAAAAUCAAGAAGGAAGCAGCAAGUGUCACGAAGGGACCCUUGUCAGUGAGUGGUGGACCGUGGUGCAGAUCGCGGGGCAUCGCGCGCGUGUGACGGGGAUCAUCGAGCUCGCCACGCGAGACAGGAAGAACCGAGAGGAGGGGGAGUAGUGACAAGGAAGAAGCGCCGGGCAAGGCGUGGGCGGCGAGCGCGCGGGACUCGCGCGGCUCGAUACGGGCGCGCGCGCGAUUCGGCUCGUGCGAUCGGCCGCUUCCGAUCGCACGCCGCCACUAGCCGGCCGGCGCACCGCGAGAAGGGGCUGUGACCUUGCGGCCCGACCUUGGAAGUUGGCGCCACCGUCGGAGCGACCGCGGUGUCCAGGCGCGUCGUGAGCGCGCGCUGGGAACUCGCGACGCCAAAAUUUGCCGCGAGUGCUGAGGAAAGGAGGAGGGAACGCUCGAUCGGUCCGUGAUCGUCGCCGUCCGCCCGGCGUUCGUUUCUUCCGUUUCCCGGACACGAAGGACGCGAAAGGAUUGCCAGUGAUCGAGCCACCUGCCACGCCUGAUGGAAUGACUCAAUAUGCCGCCUAGAUCGUUGCUGGUGAUCUUCGUCGCGCUGUGCGCGACAUGCGGCCGCGCGGACUCCUACAACGAGAAAAGAGAAAUGGUGUAUGAUUUGAUGGAGGCAGCGGUGACGGAAGACCCAUAUUUUUACAUGGAUGCCGGCCUGGACGGAUUUCCAGCGUUUGGCUUUCGACCUGGCUCUGAAGUAAAGCAGCCCUACCGGAUAUACCUCCCGGAAAAGUUGCCGGCCGAGUUCACGCUGGUGGCUACAUUCAAGCCGACCUCCCUUAGAACGAGCUACCUCUUCGCCGUUCUUAAUCCCUUCGAAACCGUUGUCCAAUUGGGCAUUAGAAUCUCGGACGGACCGGGUUCGAACCAGAAUAUCUCGUUGGUCUAUACAAACUCGGACGACCAUUCGCAUUCCGAGGAGGUGGCGAAAUUUACCGUACCCAAGCUGACGAAGAAGUGGUCGAAGAUCGUCAUUAAGGUCUCUACGACCGACGUAACCUUCUACCUCAAUUGCCACGAGAUGGCCCGGCAAAGGGUCACCAGAAUCCCCCAGGAAUUAGUAUUCGACACCGCGAGCACGCUCUACAUCGCGCAAGCCGGACCGCACAUUCAGGAGCGAUACGACGGUCUGCUGCAAUCUUUGAAGCUAUACUCCGGCCAUCCACCGGACCUUGUAAAAUGCACUGCUGAUUUUGACGUAAGUACACUUUUUUCCUAUACAUAAUAUCUAGCGAAAGGUAAAGAAAACCUUAUUUAAAAACUUAUUUAAAAUACAGCUGUUACAUUGUUUAUUUUAUUAUACAAAUAUAGAAAAAUGAUAUCCAAUAAAAUAUUAAAAUAGAUAUCAUAUUUCUAUAUUAACAACAAAUAAAUGCGAAUAAUAUAUACGUAUAUUAUUCCUCGAGAUAAUUCUGGAAUUUACGUAAUUAUAUUUAUUUUUAUCGAUAAUACGUGUUUGAAUAUUUAUUAUAGCUUAAUUACAUGAUUUACAUUUACGGUUUCUCAAUUCAUUUAAAUUCUACUCUCUGUGAAACCUCCAAUAUUAUUCCAUUUUAUGAAAAUAAAUACAAUGUUUGUGAGAUUUCUCAUAAAAGUUUCCUUCGUUUACAGAAGCGAAAAUUUUACCUUUCAUAUUUAGAUAAUAUUUCAUUCAUCAAAUUAAAUGAGGAAGAUAGAUCUCAAUUUUAAAUUUUAUUAAAAUAAACUUGAGAGAAUAAUAAAAUAAGAUUUACUAUUCCAUUCAUUCCCUUUUUUAGUAAAACUCAAUUAACUUCUAAGAAUUUUGUCCUCUAAAGUUUUAAUUGUUUCAAAGUGUUUAAAGAAUUCGUAUAUUAAAAAUUAUUAUGUGAAUCAUUAUUAUUAUGUGAAUAAUGUGAGAUGCCGCACAUAAGCCUUCUUAAAAUGAAAUAAUGAUAUCGCAUACAUAAAGAGUAUAAAUUUAUAUUGUUCGUCGCAGACAAAUCUAACAGAAGGAAUCUAUCAGGAGUCCAUUGACACAAAUAGAGGCAUGCCAUGAUAUUUGAUCGAAGGGGUUGCGCAAGACUAUUUUGUCGCUCGAUUAUAAGCGCUUAUGUCCGUGAUUAUCGUACAGGAUAUCGUCCUCGACAAUUUUCGAGGUCUGGCCUCUCCGUAGCUCACCUGUGUUGGCCGGUGGGGUCGGUGGGUACCCCUUGCGGGCAGCAAUGUGCCACGAAUGGAUCGCGGUGAGUCAGCAACGAUAAAUCGAGCGAUUUAUGAAGCGGCACGGGCAACGACCACUCUCUCGAGGAAUAAUGCCUGGGAUCGAUCGACGUUGAGGCGGGUCGUCAAAAUUUUCAGGCGCCCAUCAGCCACGUUAAUUGUCUCGGAAGACAAGAAUCGGGAUGACCUUCAUACAUAGUAUGAAGAUUAAAUCAAUUCUCCCCAUCUCUUGUAACGUUGAAUUGUUUCGAGCAUGAAUGCGUCCUCGAAUAUCUCCCUUCCGAUCUACACGUACACACGCACAUUUUAAUUUGCUCAAUAAGACAAUGCGCGAACAAGCUCCGAUAAUAUCUGGGAUCAUUGAUUUUCUGUCACUGCUAAUUUCUGUCACUAUUAAUUUCUUAUGUCACGUUAGAUAUGAGAUAUAAUAUUCACAUUCAGUUUACUUAAAAACUUUUUAUAUUGAUUUUUAUAUACUAGAUCUUUUAAUUAAAAUUUCUGUCUAUGAAAACUAUUCUUCUUCAAUAAGUUUUUAUAUAUUAAGUGUGUGUGUGUGUGUGUGUGUGUGUGUGUGUGUGUAUUUUGGGGUGUAUAUUUCGCUUAAAGUAAAAUUAAUUUUUCCAAUUUUGUUACCUAUCAUUAUCGAAUCUGAGAAUCCUAGAAUUUAUAUUUACUUGACAAAAUAUUGUGCAAAUAAUUUGAAAAUCACAACCAGUUCUUAUCAGACACAUUUGCCAAAGCCCGUACACAUUAAUUACUCACAGUAUCUCUCACAAUUUCCUUGAUAAGUUUUAUCAGACGCGACUAAUUUAAUCGAUCACGCAAAAAGCUAUACGGCUAAUUAGUGUCACACUUUUUAUACCCAUUUUACGAUCUAGAUAUCCCGUCAUACCCAUUAGCUCUAUUGCAAGAUUACAUCAAAGCUCGUUACGGUAAAUUACGGUAUUAUUACGUGAGAAUGUGAUUUGUAAAUAAUACUUUUACGCAAGAAAUUACUAAGGAAAAUAAUGAACCAUACAUGUAACGUAUAAUAGAAGUCAUUAUUAUCGCAAAUUAUUGCAAACUGCUGAAAAACUGCAUGUAUAAAUCUUUACAUACAAAUCUUUUAAUUUUGAGUUUCAAGUAUCAAUCUUUUUUUUAGCUAGAAUUUAAUAUAAUUUUAUUUUCAUAUUUUGAGUUUUUAACGUGUUUAAGUAUAUUUUAUUAACUUAAAUAUCGCGUUCAAAUUCUGUUCAUGUAAAAUAAAUGUGAAAUUAGAUGAAAAAUACGAAUCUACUAUCUCUAGUGUCAUAUUUAUCCAAAAGUGUAAAAUUUGUAAAAUAAACUCACGAAAAAACCACAGCGUUUCAAACGGUAUAAAAAAGAAAGAUUUAAAAAGAAAAUUUCAAAUCCAUAAAAAUUCUUUUGUUUUUAUUUUCUUUUUUAUAAAUGUAAAACUUUGUAUAUGUAGUAUUUUAGCAUUGUGCAUAAGCAGCUUCCUCUAUAAAUUACAUCAAAAAUAGCCCAGUUUCGGUCGAGGAAAUUUCUGCAAGUUGUUACAUAAUCUUCUUAGGAAUUAUGCCAAGCUUUCGAUAGCACUACACUUUCAUUACAUUAUUACAUGUAAUAACAAAUUCUUAUCCUAACAAAUUUCUCCCUGAGUUUCCGCGAAUGUCCGCUAUCUUGUUCUCGUGCACCACUGACGUUACCGUAACCGUAAUUGUCCGCGCUCGAAUACCGGCGGUCUCGGGUUUACUUCGAUCUAAAUCCGAUCAUUCGUUCGUUCCUCGCUUUACGCUACGCGAAAUUACGAAAUUUAGAAAGCGGACUCGCCCCUGGAAUGUUCGUGCACGGAUGGAAAUUAAUUCGACGACGAGAUAAGAUUUAUCCAAACGGUGUUGCACGGCCGCAUUACGUUACAACGUUCUCACGGCCUCGGCUCAGGCAUAAAUUAAUCGAUCGAAUUUGGAGGAUUUCAUUAAGAUCCGAAACGGUCGACCGUUGCUUAGGUCACAGCAUCUAAGAUUUCAAGGGAAUGUACCAAGCUUACGUUAUUCAAGACGACGUUCUCUUCUUUCGUCAUCCGCUCGUACUUUUAUUGUGUUCAUUUCUUCGUUUCAUUACUUGAGAUGAUAAUCUCGUUAGACAUUGCAAUAUCGAGGAUGCGUACCGUAUUCGCGUUCGUGAUUAUCAUCUCUUUCCUCAUCUCUCGCGAUCCGUAUUGUUGAUAUUUCAAAAUUAACGUGCACAAGAACAUUUCGCAAUUCCAAAAACAAGUGCAAAAUACAACAGCAAACAUUUACUACCUCGACUAUACUUGGCGCGUAAUAUCUGUCGCAUUUUAAACUUUUUAUUCAGAAUAAUAUUCGACAGGUCAAACUUUUUAACUGGCAUUGUGCCGGAAUUAAGUUUGCUAUUUUGCUAUUUAUGCAAUUCUUCUCAUUAAAAUCGUAUAUAUCGGGAACCAAUUACGUUCUUGAUGAGUUAAUGCAAUUUUUGCAAUUAUCUUUGUAACCGGAUAAAUUUGUAAUCCACAGAUAAAACGAAUUUCAUCAAACAAAAACGCAUUAUUCUUUAAACAAUUUUCAAUAUCGCUGUAUUAGGAAUAUUGUGUCACAUAUAAAUAAACUGUAAAGCGAAGAGAGAGAACAAUUUGUUGUUGAGAGAAAAAGUGUUUAAAAAAAUACCGAUUAAAAAUCGAUUAGAAAGCAUCUACUUACAUUUAACAAUGCAUAUGAAUGUUAAAUGCAAACAGAAAGUAGAAAAUUAAAUUAACAGAUAAAAACGGGCAAACUAAAUUAUACGAUGAUACAGUGAUUCAUUGAUAGUCACGUGACUUGAUAUUAUUGUGACUAUACUACUCUCUCUCCGUGCUCUCUCAGAAAUCUAGAAUCGUGUCGGAAAUAUGCAUGUUAUCUGAAUUAUUAAUUCUUCCUGCGAUAACGAUGACAAAAUGCGAGCGAAUACUGCCAAGUAGCAGCUGUUUUGUAAGCAGAUUAUUUGCACGAAAUGUAAGUAGGAUAAGUUCUUCUUGCUUCGUGCUUUUACUUCAAGACAAAUGUUUUUGCUUCUGCCCUCCGCUAAGAGCAUCUGCCUCGCUUUUAUUUAUAUGACCUGUAAUGCAUAUACACGCGCGCGAUUGUUUCACAUUUCAUCCAGUCAUAAAUAAGCGCGCGACUGUUAACGGGAGCAGCGCGUAAAAAUGUCAUUUCUCCUCCAUCACGAUCGAGUUCGGGCGCGAAUCGGACGUGGAGCUCUAAAUAACGGAUCGAGCAUGCCGGCCUUGUACGGGACCGACAUGUGCGGGAGGUACAAUUUGUCUGCGCCGGCACACCGUCGGGGAAAAAAUAGUUUCCGAUUGAAUUUAACGCUCUACGCUGGCUGCGUACGCCGGCGCCGCUCCGCUCCGAUCCGCUCCGAUCCGAGCUGGAUACAUCAAAGCAGAGACCGAGAGGGCCGAUAAACCAUCAAGGACGCUGAGAGAGGGAAGACGAGAGCAAACCGUGAAGAGAAAAAAUGCGUAAUCGCGAAGGACAACGAAAACUACAUGAAGAGAAGAAGGAAAAGGGCCAGAUUCGAGGGAGGGACAAAAAUAGAAUAAAACGUGUAAAACGCAUUUCGCGUUUGAACUCGACGGUCAGUUAUGCGGCGUCGAUCGAUUAACCGGCGAUCGAUGGCGAUUGCACGCCUACCACGUUCCACCGAUGGCAAUGUAUCCCGUCGCGAGGCACUUCCCGUCCGACCGGCGUUCAAUCUUCAUUCGACUUCCGACGUUUUUCCGCUGACCCGUCUAAUCGGCUUACGGGCAAACAGCGCGCCGCUUGAAUGUAAUUUAUUGCGCUAAAUGAAUAAUCUCGCGGCCUUUCUCUCCCGCGGCAUGUUGGCAGACGUCCGUCGUUCGGCUCGCCGACAUCGGUCGCCCGAUUCGUUUAUCGCGAGCCUGUCGCGAAUGCUUCUCAACGCACGCAGAACAGGAAUUUCACCUGCAUUCGCAAAAGAUACAACGCGAGCGACGCGAAUAAUGCAAAGAAAAUUGCAGCGAAGUGAACGAAACGAGAACAAUUUAUCGUGAUAUUUUAUACACAUAUCGUCGAUGCGAACGUCUCAUUUUCCGCUUUAAACGCGAUAAACUCGUGUGUUCCGCUGGUAUAUACAUUUUAUCUCUCUUUUCAUUUCGUUUUUUUAUUCUUUUCUCUUUUGAGCCAAUGGUUUCAUUACGGAUAAGCCAGCCUUAGUCGUGUCCAAUUUAUACGCAUGGCCCUUAAGGGCUCGAUAUAUCCGCGAUAUGCAUCAUAAAUAUCCCCUCCUCCCGUUCUGUCGCUCCUCUCUUCAUUUUCCAAUCUCUCUUGCCACUCGUGUUAUACAGUAAUGUCAUUUUACAUGGUAACGGGAAGGAUACCCGUAUCCUCCAUUUUUGUUAUAUAUAACGACGAGUUAUCGAGAUACACUUAUAAUGAAGUAUCAAUAACAGUAUCAUUCUAGCUACACAAUGCAUAAUUAUCGUGUCGUCUGCAAACAAAUAGAAAACAGGAAAUAUAGAGCUUCGUUGUAUCCAUUAUCGAAGAUCCGCUUAUAAAAAGGUAUCAACGACUAAGAAUGUUGAAAGUACAUGUUUCCCAUGUCUUCAUUAUCCAGAAUAUCUUCAUUAUCCAGAAUAUCUCGUGGUAGAACGAAAAUUAUCCAUGGUAAAAACAUAUUAUUGCAUUUGCGAAGUACACAUUUUCUUCAUUUUCAUCGUAACGAGUUGUGAAGACACACGUAACGAAAUAAAUUGCCUAAAACGUAGUUUUAAGUACUGCAUAAUCGUAUUUUAUUAUUUAGAUAUUGCGCAACCAUCAUUGCAUAACCAUAAUCUAUGAAAAAACGACAUCCAUCUUUGAAAGGCACGUAACUUUCAUAUUAAAGAUAUUAAAAGAAAUUAAAAAAGAUAUUAAAUAUAUAAUAUGCUUCAUGAUAUUUUGAUAAAUAUUAAAUAUAAAAAUAAUUGACCUAAUAUUACUUAAUAUUCGAUUUGUUUUCCACUUUGUUUCAUUCUGCUUUAUCAUAACUCUCAAUUAUUCGGUCUUAUCGUUCCAGCACAGUUUUUUCGAAUUUAAGUGAAAAAAAGAUAACGCGUUUGUGUCAAAACUCCAAUUUGCAAUGCACCGUGACAAGUAUCUCUCUCUUUUUUUCAUAUCUGAUGGAUUCUUCCCACGCGGUGAAAUUUUAUCACGCACUUGUCACCACCAUCACGCAUCGCAAUGACAGGAUGACAGAAACAAAUAAAAGCGAAGCGAGGAGCGGCGCGUCGCUUUCGACUAAUCAAACUUUUUUCCCGUGUUUUUUAAUCGAAGUAUUUUCCACUUAUUUCUCGGGUUACACAUGCGCGGAGGAAAUGGGGGCUUUUAUUGCCGAUUUGACGUAGCGCGCAUAUUCGCGGCAGCCGUUUGGACUUUUACUACAAAGCCACGACGUUCUUAAAUUUCUUUUGAAAAUGGAGAUGAUUCAGUCGAAGUGAUGCCUGGAUAUCAACGUGCAAAUCGUAUUUGGUCAAUUUCACAGCGCCCGCACAAAGGAAGUGUUCUUGUACUGUACCGCAAUUUCGCGCACGAGCUUUGGAAUUCUUCCUUUCAGUGGACAUUAGAUUUCACACAAACGCGUGAUACACACAUUUCACCAUUCGCUCAAUACCGAUAAAAAAAAGAUACUUUGCUGGUACAUCUCGUAUUAAAAAAACCGAGAUUAUCCGGAUGAGAAGAAAUUGGAAGAAAUAUUAUUUUACAUAGUUAUGUAGAUAUAACCGAAGUAUAAUUUUAUGCAGUAAAUAGUAUCGCACUCUUCUUCCAUCGCAGUUAUUAAAAAUUUGAAAUAUUUUCAUUUUAUCAAAUUUAACGAUUUCUGUUCUCAGUUCAGAUAUAACUUCAAAA
Ooceraea biroi (clonal raider ant) is the source of this 9468-nucleotide messenger RNA. Its product is annotated as collagen alpha-1(XV) chain. The record is from RefSeq and is a predicted model, not a curated record. NCBI's taxonomy places the organism in Eukaryota, Metazoa, Arthropoda, Insecta, Hymenoptera, Formicidae.